Molecule: messenger RNA, 3902 nt
Organism: Cylas formicarius (sweet potato weevil)
Lineage: Eukaryota; Metazoa; Arthropoda; Insecta; Coleoptera; Brentidae
Gene: capu
Product: protein cappuccino
Exons: 17
Coding region: 338-3799 (1153 amino acids)
Biological process (GO): cortical actin cytoskeleton organization; actin filament network formation
Cellular component (GO): cytoskeleton; cytoplasm
Molecular function (GO): actin filament binding
Source: RefSeq, a predicted model, not a curated record
CUGCUGCUGUCUAAUUCAUACCGGAACGGAAACCGACGCCGGACGGAAAAGAACAACAAAUAAUGCCGUACAAAUCGGGAAGCGAAGUGUGGUUCCUAUACCGGGUCAUUUUUUUCGCUGGUUCGCGCUGCGGUGUCGUUUUGUACCAAAGCAGUUAGGCGGUGGCCUGAACACGCAUGGGUGCUUCGUUGGUGGUCUGUUUUAUGCGCGAUACUUCGGAACCCAAUUGCCUCACGAUCUCCAAGCUCAAGAUGAACGUCGCCGCGAUAGAUAACGGUCAUCUUAGAACGGCGUUGCCAAACUUCCCGUAACCACCGGCCAGUGGCGGCGCGUCAUCAUGGGUAACCUCCAAACGACCGACGGCCGUUCCCAAAAGGGGGUCAAGGGCGCCAAAUCGAAACUCAAAUUGCUGGGAGGCAAAAAGGGGUCCAAACCGGAAGAAUGGACGGGCGUGGUGCCCGGAACCCCGGACCAAACCCCUCAAGUCACCCCCGAAGUGCUCAACGACAACCUGGAUCCGGAUUUCGCGAAGGUCAGGGCCGUCCCCGAAGAUGUACCGGACGGGCUCGAGAUUCGACACACUCCGAGCGCCGUUUCGAGUUCGGAAUCGAACUUCACGCUGGCCCUGAGUCCCGCGGGAUUCACACGAGAAAUGAACGAGGCGGCCCCCGACGUUUCGACCGUCCACCGUCAGGAAGUAUUUCAGCCGCUUAAUAACUUCAAGCUCAACGAAUAUAGCGCAAGGAGGGACCAACGCUUGUUACAGGAGACGAUAUCCAAACUGGGUGUCUCGCGCACAUCCCAGAUAAGUUUAGAUGGCGACGGUACGGCAUUUUGCAGCGAGUCGGUCGAAUGCUUAGAGUCGAACAGGACCGAGAACAGCGGCAUUGAGGCCGACCAAACCGACUGCGGCACCGUCAAGAAGAAAAACGUGGCCAGGGAGGUGUUCGAGAACCAAAUCCACAAUGGCGACGUGCCCGGUCGUCCCCCGGAGUACCGGAGGCACAUGUCCGUGCCCGUCGACCCGGAGCGUCACGCCGUCGAAGGCCUGGUGCUCCAGAAGGUGACGUCACUGACGCUCAGCAACUUGGAGGGCCACCUGCAGCGGCCCAAGUUCGUCCCCGAGAAGUUGGAUUUUCGGCUGUACGAGAAGUUCGAAGGGCAUAUGUUAAUCAAUUACUACCUCUCCGGUAUCGAAGAUAACAAUGAAGCGAGGAUAAAGCUGAGCGGACAGGAAUUGAAACUGCUCGCCUGUCAGUUUUGCACUCAUCUACUCGCCGCAGGCGUUAUGCGUCAGUUGCCCGAUAAAGAUGUCGCCCCGUCUAACGUCUUCCGGCCGGACUGUAUUUAUUUCUGGGCGCACUCGGAAGUCCCCGCCUCGCAACCUCAAACCCCGGGUCGAAUAAGCACCGCCUCUUGGCCGCCAGUGUCGCCCGGCGACAAUUUCUUGUCGCCGCUGGACGCGUCUGACAACGCAAUGUGUCUCCUCCUCCCCACAGUAUGCGAACCGGAAGAAGAGAAAAGCAGGGAACUGAGGAGUUCCGCCCGGGACGUCGAAAUCUUGUCGCUUGAGGAGGAGAUCAAAAGCCUGAGGCAGGAAGUCGAAAAGUACAAAACGUUGAUAGAGAUUCAAGCGCUGACCGAAUCGGCUGUCAAAGAUUUCGAAUCGCCCACGGAGGAAAACGUGUCAGAAAUUUGCGGCACAACCAAAAUGGCCGACGCGUGUACUAUGACGACCGAAGUAACGGAACGGACGAAAUCUGUAGAGGCACAAACCGAGUUUUUGGGGAGGAGCGCAGAGUGUAGUACACAAACAUCCCAAGACUGCCUUAACCCAGAAGAUGGUGUUUCCCUCCAGAUAGAGAUUCAAGCGCUGACCGAAUCGGCUGUCAAAGAUUUCGAAUCGCCCACGGAGGAAAACGUGUCAGAAAUUUGCGGCACAACCAAAAUGGCCGACGCGUGUACUAUGACGACCGAAGUAACGGAACGGACGAAAUCUGUAGAGGCACAAACCGAGUUUUUGGGGAGGAGCGCAGAGUGUAGUACACAAACAUCCCAAGACUGCCUUAACCCAGAAGAUGGUGUUUCCCUCCAGGUAACCGAAUCGCCACCUGCCCCUCCUCCAACGCCGCCUCCUCCCCCACCGCCUCCCGUCCCUGGUUCGACAAACGAGCACCCGCCGCCGCCACCGCCUCCCCCGCCGCCGCCACCGCCCCUCUACUCUGGAGACGGACCCGCGCCGCCUCCGCCUCCUCCCCCUUUACCAGGAACGGCGGUUCAACCUCCACCUCCGCCGCCGCCGCCCCCCAUAUCGGGAGGAGGACCUCCUCCUCCGCCACCUCCCCCGGGGAGCGGUUUCGCGCCGCCUCCUCCAUUUCCGGGAACGAAUGGGCCGCAGCCGCCGCCUCCGCCGCCUGGUCCCGCCCCCAUGCCGCCGCCUCCCGUCGGCGGCUGGACACCCCAGAAGGCGGCGAUGAAAAAAGCGCCGAUAAACCCGCCGGUGCCGAUGAAACCCCUAUACUGGACCCGGAUCUUGGUCGCUCAAGCGCCUCAGCCAGACGAAGGGCCAGCAGUGUGGUCCGAAAUCGACGAGGUUCCAAUAGAGACGAUGCCGAAAUUCACGGAGCUCUUUUCCCGCCAGGUGAUCGCGAGAGCACCGACAGUGAAAAAGCAAGAGCAAAGGCCCAAGGUGGAAGUCGUCAAGUUAUUGGACGGUAAGCGAUCGCAGAGCGUCGGGAUCUUGGCUCAGAGCUUGAGGCAGGACUUCCAAGAGAUCGAGAACGCGAUUUACAAUUUUGACACGUCGAUCGUCAGCUUGGAGGCGCUCCAGCAGAUCUACGAAGUGAGAGCUACUCCGGAGGAAUUGCUCCUCAUCAACGACCACCUGGAGACCAAACCGGAGGUGCCUCUCGACAAGCCCGAACAAUUCCUGCACGAUCUCGCGCAGAUAUCCAAUUUCGCCGAGAGGAUCUCCUGUCUCAUGUUCCAGGUGGAGUUCGAGGACGCGAUCACCACAAUCGAUCACACCCUGACCAAUUUCCGAUACACUUGCGAGUUCCUGACCAAUAAUCGCGAACUGAAGAAGGUUUUGGCUUUGGUGCUGACCGUGGGCAAUUACAUGAACGGGGGCAACGUGGUGCGGGGACAAGCCGACGGAUUCGGCCUCGAGAUCCUGUCCAAGCUGAAGGACGUGAAGAGCAAAGAUUCGGGGGUCACUCUGCUGCAUUUCCUAGUGUCGACGUACGUCAAGGGUCGGACUCCGUGGACUAUGGAGCCGCCACUGCCCGUACCGGAGCCGGGCGACGUGCGCAGGGCGCAGGCGCUCGAUUUCGACGAGCUGCGCAAGGAGCUGCAACGGCUGCGCACCCAGCUCGAAGGUUGUCAAAGAAAGACGGAGAAAAUAAUCGCGGAAUCCACCCCGGAUAAUUUGCAACCGUUCAAGGACAAGAUGACCGUCUUCCUGGAAAAAUCGAAGAGUCAGCUGGAGACGCAGUGCGACAACCUGGAGGACGCGCAUCAUCAGUUCGUCGUCACCAUGAAGGUGUACCUGUUCAAGCCGAAAGGGGGCGCUCUGGACGCUUUCGCGCCGUCCGGUUUCUUCGAAUUAUGGUUACCGUUUUGCGUCGAUUUCAAGGAUAUUUUCAAGAAGGAGCUCAUCCGCAUUGAGAAGGAACGCAUCCAAGAAACGAAACGGAAAAGCACGGAAAAGUCGGAAAGGCUGACGGUGAAGGAGAGGGAGAACGGCUUAAAGGCGAAAAUAAAACGGUUCAAGGCCAAACAAGCCCAGGAGGACAGCUGAAACUUUAUUUCCGUUGAACGUUUAUUGGCGACGCCCUGUAUAUACGUUGUUCCCCGUGUAGCCUAAAUUUUACGCAUUUCGUUUUGUAUGAAUAAAUUAUAUA